AUGAGCGAAAUAUCAAGUUUGAUUAAGUUCCGUGGGCAGCUGAAGGCGUCCGUAACAAGAUUUUUAAAUUUUGUAACGAAAGAGAACGUAGACGUAAAUGAGGUACACGUAAGAAAAGAGAAAAUAGAAGGAAUCUGGAGCGAAUACGAGCGAAUCCAAUCUGCAAUAGAAGAGACGGAGGGCGUAGAGAUGAACGAACAAGAUAAAUAUCGAGAAGAGUUUGAAGAUAUGUUUUUUAAGGCAGUCGGAAUAGCCAAAAAAUUGACAGAACCAGUGGUCAAUAAAAAAGAAGCGCAACCAUAUCAUGGUAUUGAUGAAGAUAGAACGUGCGAACGGAAUGACCGGUCAAUAGAAAUGAUAAGCGAUAGUAAAAAUAAUGGUCGACAAAUAUCGCGUCCACCGAUAAGAUUAUCGGCGUUGAAUGUGCCAACGUUUUCGGGCGAAUAUAACGAGUGGGCAACAUUCCACGAUAUAUUUACAUCGUUAAUUCAUAAUAACGCGGAUUUAUCUCCAGUUGAAAAAUAUAGUAAUAAAAAAGUGCUGGUACAAACACAUGUAAAGUCAAUGUUUGAAUUAGAACCAGUCACAUCUGAAUCGUCGGCAAGAUUGCGACAGUUUACGGAUGCAUUAACCAGUCAUAUGAGCGCACUGGAAACACUAGGUCACAUGCCUAGCAAUUGGGGACCUUUACUAGUGCAUUUAAUUGUAACAAAAUUAGAUAAAAAUAGUAGGCGUGAGUGGGAGACAAAUGCACCUAAAGAAGAAGUAGCACCGGUCGAAGUAAUAAUUGAAUUUUUAGAAGCACGAUUUAAAAUAUUAGAAGCAAUCGAGACGUGCAAAAAUAUAAAUAAUCGACAGGGUGCGUACAAAUUUAAUAAUCAUAAUAAACAAUUUAAUGAAAGGUCGUCGUCACUAGUUAUAGGAAAUAAUAAAGGUUGUUAUAUUUGUCAAGCGCCACAUACCAUUUAUAAAUGUCCGAUAUUUAUCGCGUUACCGGUUACAGAAAGAAUAAAAAAAGUAGCCGAAAUGAAAUUAUGUAAAUUGUGUUUACGACAGCACGCCCCGAAAAAGUGUAAUAGUAAGAAUUGUUUUACUUGUUCGAAGCCUCAUAACACCAUGCUACAUUUAAGUAAUAAUUCAGAGUUAAGAAAGUCGGAAGCAGAAAAACCGUCUGAAGAUCAAGAAACAGCAUCAGCUAUCAGUGUACACGUAGCCGCUAACUCGAGCGACCAGGUAUUAUUGUCAACAGGGGAGGUGUGGGUUCAAAAUGAAAGUGGCGAAUCGCAAAUCGGGCGUGUAUUGUUAGAUUCAGGUUCACAGUGCAAUUUUAUAACCGAAAGUAUGGCACAAAUAUUAAAAUUAAAAAAGACGCGCGUACAACAUACCGUAUUGGGCAUUGGCGGGAAAAGUCAAUACGUGAAGGCGGCUGUUGUAGUGAAGAUUCGCUCACGCAUUAAUAAUUAUAAUUUAACGUGUUCCUGUUUAGUUGUGCCUAAAAUUACAAAUGCUUUACCAUCAGUAAAUAUUGGAGGGGUAUGCAUAGUACCCUCUAAUAUAGAAUUAGCGGAUACUUCAUUUAAAAUUCCAAAAAAAAUUGAUUUGUUAUUAGGCGCGUGUCACUUUUUUGAAAUAUUAUGCAAACAAAAGAUUAAACCGACAAUAAAUGGACCAAUAUUUCAGGAAACUCAAUUGGGCUGGGUUGUUUCCGGUUUAGUAACUUCGAAAUGUGCAGAUAACAAACAUAAUAAUAUAAAUUGUCAUACCGCGACGUUAGUAGAUGAAGACAGAAGUGCUAGGUUGGAAAUUAUGGUAUCAAAAUUUUGGCGUACUGAAGAGUUUGAGGCGGCAGUGCCAUAUACUAAGGAAGAGAAAAAAUGUGUUGAUCACUUCGAAAGUACGGUAAAUCGAAAGGAAAACGGUAGAUUUAUCGUACAUUUACCUUUAAAAAAUGACGCGAAUAUAAAAAUUGGACCGUCAUACGAAAUCGCGAAACGUCGAUUUUUAGCAUUAGAGCGCCGUUUGCAACAUGACGUAAAAUUAAAACAAGAUUAUACUACGUUUAUGAGGGAAUAUGAAACGUUAGGUCAUAUGGAGCUCGUAAAAAAUGAAGAAAAGUUUGGUGAAACGUGUUAUUUGCCGCACCAUGCGGUAAAAAAAUGA
Molecule: messenger RNA, 2160 nt
Organism: Melanaphis sacchari
Lineage: Eukaryota; Metazoa; Arthropoda; Insecta; Hemiptera; Aphididae
Exons: 2
Coding region: 1-2160 (719 amino acids)
Source: RefSeq, a predicted model, not a curated record